AUGACCAAUGACCUGAUUAUUGCAAGUAUUUUUGGAUAUAUAGAAUUAAAAUAUGACCAAGUUAACCAACAUCUUUUGGAUUUAACAAGAGAUAACAAACAUGAAACAGCACGAGCUUGGGAAAAUUCCAUGCUCCAACAUAGAUUUCCACAAACUUUAAGCAACGAAUGGUUGAUAUGGAUCGUAAUACAUCUCCAUUCGGAAUUACGCAAAAUAACUCGUGAGAUAGACUUGAUAUUUGGAGUACAGAUAACUUUCAAAAUGGGAUGUAAUUUUUUGUGGUUAGCGCUCGAUUUGCGUGAACUUUUCAACGCGAUACUCAUCAACAAUUACAUCAAAACUAAUAAAAUAUUAUUCAUUGUUAUGUCAAUAAUCUGGCUUUGUCAUACUAUUUUAAAAAUGAUCUUCAUUAAUUAUUUAUGCGAAAUAGUCUGCACUAAGGCAAAUGCGACAAGAAAUUUAAUAAACAAAAUACCGUAUUCUACUUAUGAUUUUGAUGUUCGAGAAAAUAUGUCACAGUUUCUAUUGCAAAUAACUCAAGCACCAGUCAGAUUCCACGGAAUUGGACUUUUCCAAUAUGGCUACAAAUUUCUUUAUGGGUUUACUUCAUCAGUUACAACCAUUGUAGUUUUAUUAAUACAGGCGUGCAUA
This is a messenger RNA of Camponotus floridanus (Florida carpenter ant), 651 nucleotides long. Its product is annotated as gustatory and pheromone receptor 32a-like. The annotation marks the transcript as partial. Gene Ontology annotation, cellular component: membrane; axon; neuronal cell body. The transcript is spliced from 6 exons. The record is from RefSeq and is a predicted model, not a curated record. NCBI's taxonomy places the organism in Eukaryota, Metazoa, Arthropoda, Insecta, Hymenoptera, Formicidae. Gene Ontology annotation, biological process: sensory perception of taste.